AGUUGCUGCUGGGUGUUGGCGGAGCGGCUGGCUGGUCACCAGAAAAGUUUUUGGGUGCCACUUUGGGUCCUCCCCCCGUUCUUAAUACCACACUACGGUACAGUACAGUACAGUACAGUGCAGAUCGAUUGACACCAUGUCUGAUACUGAGGAGAUCGUGGAGGAGUACGAGGAGGACGUGCAGGCUGAGGAGGAAGAGGAGGAGGUGAUCGCAGACCAGGAGGAGGCUGAGGAGCUGGAGGAGCAGGAAGCAGAGGAGCAGGCAGAAGAGAAGGACCAGGAGGAAGAACAGAACGCAGAACAGGAGGAGGAGGAGGAGGAGGAGGAGGAUGCCAAGCCCAAGACGCCCAAGAGUGUGUACGUGCCCAACAUCGCACCACCCAAGCUGCCCGAUGGCGAAAAGGUGGACUUCGAUGACCUGCACCGCAAGCGUGUGGAGAAGGACUUCGGCGAGCUGCAGAGCCUGAUCGAGCUGCAUUUCAGCAGCCGCCAGAAGGAAGAGGACGACCUGGUCACCCUGCGCAACCGCAUCGAGCAACGCCGCGCCGACCGCGCCGAGCAGCAGCGUGUGCGCACCGAGCAGGACCGCGAGCGUCAGGCCCGUCUGGCCGAGGAGCGUGCCCGCCGCGAGGAGGAAGCCGCCAAGCUGCGGGCCGACGAGGAGGCCAAGAAGAGGCAGAUCAUCAGCAACAAGGGAUACGGCAGCUACCUCACAAAGGUGGACCAGAAGAAGGGUAAGAAGCUGACAGAGCGUGAGAAGAAGAACAAGGCGCUGAUGGAGCGCCGCAAGCCGCUCAACAUCGACCACCUGAACCAGGAGAAGCUGGUGGAGAAGGCGCGCGACCUGUGGGAGUGGCUGCGGCAGCUGCACUCGGAGAAGUUCGACCUGGCCGAGCAGCACAAGAGGCAGAAGUACCAGGUCAGCGUGCUGAGGAACCGCGUCACGGACCACCAGCGCGGAAGCAAGGCCGCCAAAACCGCCCGGGCCACCGGCAAGAGCAAGGCAGGCUCGUGGAAAUGAGUUGUUAUGACUGAGCACGUGUGUUUCGGUUGUCCCUUUAGAAAAAAAUAUAUUAAAAAACGUACACGACUAUGCCAAUGUUACCAGCGGGCCACCAUGGCAGUCACAGGUAGGGACAUCAAGGGCAAAGCAGGCUCGUGGAAAUGAUAUCACAGUGAACAGUGUACAUUCAAUACUUAGAGAGUCCAUUUUCACAUGCUGUUAAGUGUACUGUAUUUGGUCAUAGAGCACUCUUUAAGUUUUGAAUUAACACUACAUGUUUUACUGUGUUGUCACACGUUUGGGUGUCCCAUAGGAAAAAAUAGGCCUAAAAAACCUUAUGGCUAUGCAAAUUUAAUAAAAUGAUAAAGAAAUGGGCCACAUUUAUAGAUAUGUCAUACUAUCAACUAUGUGCUAGGCACUCAUACACAGUCCAUGUACUAUGUUUCAGUACAUAGAGCUUGUAUGUGUGCCUUACAGAGGAAUUGGCCUCUUUGUAUGUGCCAGAUAAAUUAUGAAGUCCAUAUAUGAAUCAAGUUUUGUAUCUUUUCUCAAUAGCAUUUGUCACUGCCUGUCAAAGCUCAAUGGAAAACCAGCCGCACCAAGUUUAUGAUGGACUGUGUAAAAAUGCAACUGCUGCUGUAAUUGGCAUGCUUGUUGGAAUGUGUUCGUUUUGAGAAUGUUUGUGUCUUUAUAUUUGUGCAAUAUAGACUUCACUCGAACUGCCCCUAUAUGUGUAUAACUAUUAUCCUACAUCAAUACAGCUACAGAGUAAAACUUAUCACAGCAUUUGGCUCCAGGGAUGCGUUGGCCUUCUGGGAUGGAGUCCUUGUCACUACUUCACUUUUGGGGCGCAUAAACUGCAAUUAUUGACGCUUCUCAAUCACAGUGCACACUGUUAUUAUAGCAGAGAAAAUAAAAAGGCAUCACGGAUGAUGAUUGUGAUAUGUGUUUGAUCUUGAGCAUAAAGGGAUUAUCAUGUUGUAAAUCACGAUGUUAUGUUUAGAUAACAAAACUGUGUAUGAGUAAUUGUUUUGAAAUCUCUUGUUUACCUUUUAAAUGUAAGUUUAAAAAAAUGAUUGAAUCAUGUUAUAAAUGAUUAAGGUCUCUGGUUGUUCCAAUAUUUAAAUGAGUUUCC
Engraulis encrasicolus (European anchovy) is the source of this 2138-nucleotide messenger RNA. RefSeq names its product troponin T2c, cardiac (gene tnnt2c). Gene Ontology annotation, biological process: sarcomere organization; cardiac muscle contraction; regulation of muscle contraction. NCBI's taxonomy places the organism in Eukaryota, Metazoa, Chordata, Actinopteri, Clupeiformes, Engraulidae. The transcript has 3 exons. Gene Ontology annotation, cellular component: troponin complex. Bases 137 to 1021 code for a protein of 294 amino acids. The record is from RefSeq and is a predicted model, not a curated record. Gene Ontology annotation, molecular function: tropomyosin binding; troponin I binding; troponin C binding.